Telopea speciosissima is the source of this 3164-nucleotide messenger RNA. Its product is annotated as RNA-binding protein 28. NCBI's taxonomy places the organism in Eukaryota, Viridiplantae, Streptophyta, Magnoliopsida, Proteales, Proteaceae. The transcript is spliced from 19 exons. The record is from RefSeq and is a predicted model, not a curated record. Bases 154 to 3057 code for a protein of 967 amino acids. Gene Ontology annotation, molecular function: RNA binding.
CUGCCGAAUUUCUACCACCCCCUUUGCCCUUUCUCCUUUAUGCAUCAGAAAAGUUUGCAUUCCUUGACCAACGGACUUGGACAACCCACCAGCGGUUAACUGUAAGUCUCCACCUGCGGGCUAAUCGAUAUCUCUUUCUCAGUCCCUGAGAUUAUGGGGAAAAAGAACAAGAUGAAGGAUGGAGGAGAAGGGUUCAAGCAGAGAGGAGAUAGUGACCACUCCCCAUGCACGGUAUUCGUUAGCAACUUGCCCUACUCCUUCACUAACUCACAGUUGGAAGAGGUAUUUAGCGAGAUCGGUCCCAUAAGGCGCUGCUUCAUGGUAACACAGAAGGGAUCAAACAUACACCGGGGCUUUGCGUUUGUUCAAUUUGCUGUUACAGAGGAUGCUGAUCGUGCUAUUGAGCUGAAGAAUGGUGUAUCUAUUGGUGGUAGGAAAAUUGGAGUUAAACAUGCCAUGCAUCGUCUUUCCCUUGAGCAGCGCCGGUCAAGGGCAAAUCAAGUUUUUCCAGCUGAUGAUACUAAGAUAAAAGAGGACAAAGAGAAUUUGUCUGGUGGUGUGGUCCGACAUGAACAAACUCCCAACUUGCAGAAAAUAGGGGAGUCUGAGGGAACCAGGAAAGCGAAGACAAUUCCCAGUGAUCCAACUGAUAAAGAGGAUUCUUCAAAAAAGCAGAGGGUUGCCAGAACAGUCAUAUUUGGUGGAUUUGAUAGUGCUGAGAUGGCUGAGGAAGUUCUCAGCCGUGCCAAAGAGUCGGGCUCUGUAUGUUCUGUAACGUAUCCCCUUCCAAAGGAAAUGCUUGAACUUCAUGGGCUUGCUCGAGAUGGAUGCAAACUGGAUGCUGCAGCUGUACUUUAUACAAGUGUUAAAUCAGCACGUGCCACUGUUGCCUCGCUACAUCAACAAGAGAUAAAUGGUGGAUAUAUUUGGGCACGUCAGUUGGGUGGGGAGGGCUCCAAGACUCGAAAAUGGAGACUUAUAGUUAGAAAUCUUCCCUUCAAGGCUAAAGUCAAUGAGUUGAAAGGAAUCUUCUCAGCAGCUGGUUUCGUGUGGGACAUCUUUGUUCCACAGAAAUUUGAAACUGGAUUAUCUAAGGGAUUCGCAUUUGUUACCUUCACGUGCAAGCAGGAUGCAGAAAAUGCAAUUCGGAAAGUUAAUGGGCAAACAUUUGGUAAACGACCCAUUGCUGUUGAUUGGGCUGUUCCCAAGAAAAUAUAUACAGCUGGCGUUAAUUCAGCUGAUGCACAGGAGGAUGGGCAACUGAAUGAUGGACACGAGGAAGGUGACUCCAGUAGUGAUGAUUUGGAGGAUGAUAUUGGUGUUAGGGAAGAAAAAUGUGAAAACCCCCUCGUUGAACAUGAUGUUCCAAAAGACUCUAAUGCCAUAGACGACAGAGUUACCAGUGAAGAAUUGAAUUUUGAUGAGGAGGCAGUCAUUACGAGGAAAGUACUAAAGAACUUGAUUGCAUUCUCUGCAAAAGGAACAAUGCCUUCAGUGGCUGAAGAUUCCAUGAUACGUGAAUAUGAGAAGGAAAAUGUUGACAAUGCUAUUGAGCCUGGAAAAAAUGCAGUGACAGUUAAAUCUGAAAAGUCGCCCAAAAUUGAAAAGGCAGCUUGUCAGCUGAUUGAGGGACAGGAUAACUUGCAGAGAACAAUUUUCAUUAGCAACCUCCCGUUCGAUAUUGAUAAGGAAGAUGUGAAACAACGGUUCUCUGUAUUUGGGGAAGUGAAAUCCUUUGUUCCAGUUCUUCAUCAAAUCACCAAACGACCUAGAGGAACUGGAUUUCUUGAGUUCAGUACACCAUCUGCGGCAGAUGCAGCAGUUUCAGCAUCAAAUGAUACAUCUGGUCUAGGGCUUGUUCUUAAAGGUAGACAACUGACAGUUUUGAAGGCUUUGGACAAGAAAUCAGCCCAACAGAAGGAACUCCAGAAGGCAAAGAAGGAGGAUCAUGAUCACCGCAACCUUUAUCUUGCGAAGGAGGGUCUCAUUCUUGAGGGCUCACCUGCUGCCGAAGGUGUUUCAGCUAGUGAUAUAUCAAAGCGACAAAUGUUGCAAAAGAAAAAGGAGGUCAAGCUUCAAUCUCCUAACUUUCAUGUUUCCAGAACCAGACUCAUAAUAUACAAUUUGCCCAAGUCGUUGACUGAAAAGGAUCUUAAGAAGCUUUGUAUAGAUGCAGUUCUUUCCCGUGCUUCUAAACAAAAACCCAUGGUUCAACAGAUCAAGUUCUUGAAGGAUUCAAAGAAAGGGAAGGUUAUUCAAAAGAAUCAUUCACGUGGGGUAGCUUUUGUUGAGUUCACUGAACAUCAGCAUGCACUUGUAGCUCUGAGAGUUCUUAACAACAAUCCUGAAACUUUUGGUCCAGAGCAUCGCCCCAUUGUCGAGUUCGCUCUAGACAACGUCCAGACCCUGAAGUUGCGAAAAUUUAAGCUACAGGCCCAACAAAGCAUGGGCGGACUCCCAGAAGUGGAAUGGAAAAACACUGAAUCUCGGAAUGAAGAUGCCAAUCCAAAUGCUAUAGACAAGAAACGAAAACGUAGAGAUGUUAACAGGUCAGCCAAAACACCAGAACCUAAUAAAGGAAAUUUAAGGGAACACAUGGGCCCUGGGGAAGUCACCAAGGAAGAACUCCCACAGACCAAGAAGCAAAAGGGAGCUGUGGAGAGAGUAACAAAGGUUGAUUUUGCUUCUGAAGAUCAAUCUCAGACUACUUUGGAGCCAAAGAAGAACCAAAAAUUGAAAAAGUUGGAGGGUAGAAAAUCAUUUGAUUCCGGAAAUGUGGCUGCUGAUACUCGAGAAUUAAAACCUACAGGGAACAUGGAGGUGAGUCUGAGAAAGAGGAAGCUAGAGGAUAGUGUUCUUUCGAAGCAACAGCCUAUCAAUAAGAAGAACCUCAAGAAAAGGAAGAGUAAAGAUGGGAAAGACUCAGGGAAGGAGGUCGUGGAUAAACUUGACAUGCUGAUAGAACAGUAUCGAUCCAAGUUUUCACAGCGCACUUCUGACAAGCGUGAUGGUGAAAAGCAAUGUUCUAGACAACUCAGAAGAUGGUUCCAGUCAUAGCUUCCCAGUAGCUCUUUAAUAGAUUCUGGUUAUAGUUUCCAUGUAUUGAUACUUCUGCCAAGGGGGAUGGUUUUGAAUCUAUAUAUCGUACAGGAUUGUAUUUAUAG